UCCGUGCCCGGCGCUCGGACCCGGCUGGCGGGCGGCGGGUGAGGGGCCGGUGGCGGGGCAGAGCGAUGAGCUCCCGGAAAGUGCUGGCCCUGCAGGCCCGGAGGCGGCGGCCCAAGCAGCCCGCGGCGGCCGGCAGGAGGGACAAGCACAAAAACUCAUCAGUCUUAAUGUUGAACUGUUUACAGUCCUUGACCACGGUAUCCAAAAUGGCCUCAUGUCCAGAAGAUGAAGUUUCAAGGCCAGAGCCUCAACAGAAAGCUCCAUCUGCACCACCACCUCCACCUCCGCCCCCACCUCCGCCCCUGCCAGAGCCAGCACCACCAGAACCAGAGGAGGAGAUUCUGGGAUCUGAUGAUGAGGAGCAAGAAGACCCUGCAGAUUAUUGCAAAGGUGGCUAUCAUCCAGUGAAAAUUGGAGAUCUUUUCAAUGGCCGGUAUCAUGUAAUUAGGAAGCUAGGAUGGGGACACUUCUCUACAGUUUGGCUAUGCUGGGAUAUGCAGGGGAAGAGGUUUGUUGCAAUGAAAGUUGUAAAAAGUGCCCAGCAUUAUACAGAGACAGCCUUGGAUGAAAUUAAGUUGCUCAGAUGUGUUCGUGAAAGUGAUCCUAACGAUCCAAACAAAGACAUGGUUGUACAGUUAAUUGAUGACUUCAAAAUUUCAGGGAUGAAUGGAAUACAUGUCUGUAUGGUCUUUGAAGUUCUUGGACAUCAUCUCUUAAAAUGGAUAAUCAAAUCCAACUAUCAAGGACUUCCUAUCCGUUGCGUAAAAAGUAUAAUUCGACAGGUCCUUCAGGGUUUAGAUUAUCUACAUAGCAAAUGCAAGAUCAUCCAUACAGAUAUAAAACCAGAAAAUAUCUUGAUGUGCGUGGAUGAUGCCUAUGUGCGUAGAAUGGCUGCUGAAGCCACAGAGUGGCAGAAAGCUGGUGCUCCUCCUCCUUCUGGCUCAGCAGUGAGUACUGCCCCACAACAAAAGCCUGUUGGGAAAAUAUCUAAAAACAAAAAGAAAAAACUGAAAAAAAAACAGAAGAGGCAAGCUGAACUACUAGAGAAACGCCUGCAGGAAAUAGAAGAACUGGAGCGAGAAGCUGAAAGGAAAAAAAUAGAAGAAAAUGUAACCUCAGCUGUACCAUCAAAUGAGCAAGAAGAUGAGUAUCAUCCAGAGGUCAAGCUAAAAACAGCUGAUUUAGAAGAGGUAGCAGAUGAAGAUCCUGGGAAUGAUGAUGGUGAAGCAGAAGAUCAGGAGGAAAAAGAAGACACAGAAAAAGAAAACACUGAGAAAGAUGAUGAUGUUGAACAGGAACUUGUCAACACAGACCCUACGUGGAUAGAAUCCCCCAAAACAAAUGGCCAUAUUGUAAAUGGCCCAUUCUUACUGGAACAACAGAUUGAAGAUGAAGAUGAGGAUGAGGAAGACUGCCCAAACCCUGAGGAGUAUAACUUCAAUGAGCCAAAUGCAAAAAGUGAUUAUUCUUAUAGUAGCUCCUAUGAACAAUUUAAUGGUGAAUUGCCAAAUGGACCUCAUAAAAUUCCUGAGUCACAGUUCUCUGAAUUUUCAGCUUCAAUGUUCUCUGGAGCUUUAGAAUCUGUAGCUUGUAGUUCAGCUGUUUCGGAGGGAUCAUCUGUAACUGAAAGAGACGAGAGCAGCCCAUCUCAGGAUAGGAGCAGAACAGUUUCAGCGUCUAGUACUGGAGAUUUGCCAAAAACAAAAACCCGUGCUGCGGACUUAUUGGUGAAUCCCCUGGAUCCAAGAAAUGCAGAUAAAAUUAGAGUUAAAAUUGCUGAUCUGGGAAAUGCUUGCUGGGUGCAUAAACACUUCACUGAAGACAUCCAGACAAGACAGUAUAGAUCCAUAGAGGUUUUAAUAGGAGCAGGUUACAGUACACCUGCUGAUAUCUGGAGUACAGCCUGUAUGGCAUUUGAGCUUGCAACUGGAGAUUAUUUGUUUGAACCACAUUCUGGUGAAGACUAUUCCAGGGAUGAGGACCACAUAGCACACAUCAUAGAGCUGCUAGGCAAUAUCCCAAGGCACUUUGCUCUAUCUGGAAAAUAUUCUCGGGAAUUCUUCAAUCGCAGAGAUCACAUAGCAUUGAUCAUUGAACUGCUGGGAAAAAUCCCUCGAAAAUACGCUAUGUUGGGGAAAUAUUCCAAGGAGUUUUUCACCAAAAAAGGAGAACUCCGGCACAUUACCAAGCUAAAACCUUGGAGCCUCUUCGAUGUGCUUGUGGAAAAAUAUGGUUGGCCUCAUGAAGAUGCUGCACAGUUCACAGAUUUCCUGAUCCCCAUGCUAGAAAUGGUUCCAGAAAAACGAGCUUCAGCUGGAGAAUGCCUUAGGCAUCCAUGGUUGAAUUCUUAGCAGAAUCUUCAAACGUAACAUUGAACCAGCAACCACUUCCAGUGCAUCGGACCUAAAUGGUGACUGUCACAAAUUCUUUAACAGGAUCACAAGUGAGCUGGCUUCAUCCUCAGACCUUUAUUUUGCUUUGAGGUACUGUUUGACAUUUUGCUUUUUGUGCACUGUAUUCUUGGGGAAGGGUAGUCUUGUCUUCAGCUGGUAGUUUACUGACCCACUCUCUUCAGAAAACACUUAACGUGUCUUUAAGCAUCAUUUCUUGUGUUGUGUGGCAUUCAAAUGUCAAACUUUUGAACAAACUAUUCCCCCCCCCCCCCAUCUCUCUGUGUUUUGGCAGGUUUGUAACUAUUUAUGAUGAAAUAUUUUAGCUGAGUAUUAUAUAAUUUACAAGUUUGACAUUAUCAAGUCAGAACUGAGAAAUGGCAAGGAAUUGUACAAUUUUAUUUUCUGACAAAGGGACAUCAUUCUUGUAUUAUAGUGUAUGUAAAUGCACCCUGUAAAUGUUUAUUUCCAUUUAAAUAUGGGAUGGGGACUCGGAUUUCAGAGUAAAGCUACUAAGUUUAAAGAGCUUUGUAGCAUACAAAUUGCAUGUAGCGGACUUCAAGCUGCUUUAAGGAUUUGUGUAAACUUUCCAUUUUGUAGAAGUUCCUGUACAUUAGAUUAUAAACAAAGUGGCUCUGGUUUACAAGACUUCAUUCCACAAAUGGCACUUUAAAGGAAGGCUAGACUUCUUUCUAAUGAUAAAGUAUGCAUUAUCAUUUAGCACUCCCUUUUUGAAUUUUUGCCUAUUUUAAGUGCUUUUAAGGAGAAUAUAGCAAUUUCCCCUACAAUGUGAUAGUGAAGAUAUGGUAUCAUAUGGUGUUGCCUUUUUAUAAGCACUGUAAUUUGUACUAUACCCAAAAGAUUAAAAGUGAGCAUGGGAAAUAUUCUGUCUAGAAUUACUGAUAAUAUGUGCUUGGGAUACGAAAAGGAUUGAGCAAAAAGCAAAUAUAAUUUAGAGGACAAAAUAAUUAAACUUUUGAAACCGCUCAUGUUCAUUCCAUUCAUAGCUUUACAUGCUCCUAAAACAAAUUGCACUAGCUUUUUUCCCCCCCAUGAAUUGUCAUAUAUAGCAAUUAGUUUGCCCUUUGUAAAUUGCGCGCAAAAUUGUAAAUGUUUUAAGGGGGUGAAAAAGCUAAAUAGACUCAAAGUCAUAGGCAAUACAGAUUUUAGAAUGUAAAAUAUGGAGGUGUAUUUUGCCCUCUUUUAGAAGUCAGUGGGAUGAAUGUAAGUUUAUUUCUGGUUUUACAUAAUUAUGGUGCCACUUUUUUGACUGUCCAUUUUAAAUUUAUUCACAUGCCUUUGCAAUAACUAGAUUGUGAGAAGAUAGCUCUGUGUUGUAACAAUAACCAAUUGUUUGAGGUGCUUGCAGUUGUCUAAUUAAAGUGUUUUGUUUUUUUCA
This is a messenger RNA of Malaclemys terrapin pileata, 3789 nucleotides long. RefSeq names its product SRSF protein kinase 2 (gene SRPK2). NCBI's taxonomy places the organism in Eukaryota, Metazoa, Chordata, Testudines, Emydidae. The record is from RefSeq and is a predicted model, not a curated record. The transcript is spliced from 18 exons. Gene Ontology annotation, biological process: protein phosphorylation; regulation of mRNA processing; spliceosomal complex assembly. Gene Ontology annotation, molecular function: protein kinase activity; ATP binding. The coding region runs from base 66 to 2351 and encodes 761 amino acids.